AUGCCGCCAAAAAACAAAGGAAAGAAAGGAAAAGCGAACGAUGAUGACUAUUGGGAGACUGCUGGUGUGUCAGCGGAGAACUACAACGCUAUCAGUGACAAGAUCGGGAAAUCUGAUGAUGAUCGCAUGCCCGUCUACGUAACCGCGCAAGCUGAGGAUGAGUUCCCGGAGCCGGACCAAAAGACAAAGAAGAAAAAGAAGAAAGGGAAGAAUGAUGAUGAUGUCGCUCCUGAUGCCGCCCCAACUCCCGCACCCGUACAUAACACCACUGCUACGGUGCUCGAGGAUGAAGAAGACGGUGAAGGAGCUGAUGCUGGGGAGUCGGAUCCAAAGAAGAAGAAGAAAAAGAAGAAAGGGAAGAAAGAUGAGGACAUCGCUCCCGCUGCUGUCCCGACUCCGCCACCUCCCGCACCUGCAAAUAACGCCAAUGCUACAGCACUUGAGGACGACGAAGAUGGCGAAGAGGCGGGUGCAGGUGAGACGGACCCAAAGAAGAAGAAAAAGAAGAAGAAAGGAAAGAAAGAUGAGGACGGCGUUCCUGCCGUUGCCCCAACUUCCGCACCUGCAAAGAAGGCCAAAGGCGGCCUCGGUGCCCUGAAGGCUAUGAUGGAGGAGAAGAAGCGACUGGAGGAAGAGGCGCGAAGAAUAGAGGAGGAGGAACGGAAACGUAUAGAGGAGGAGGAGAGACAAGCAGAAGAGGAGGCAAAGCGCAAAGAAGAGGAGAAACAACGGAAGAAGGAAAAGGAAAAGGCAUGA
Molecule: messenger RNA, 756 nt
Organism: Suillus subaureus
Lineage: Eukaryota; Fungi; Basidiomycota; Agaricomycetes; Boletales; Suillaceae
Exons: 2
Coding region: 1-756 (251 amino acids)
Source: RefSeq, a predicted model, not a curated record